AAUCAACGACCUCUCACAGUCCCUCCCUCCAAACUAUAACCGUCUCUUCGCAAUUUUUUAUUUUUUUUUCUUCACAAAACCCAUUUUUUAAAUACAAAAAAAGAAAUAAUAAUAUUUAAUUAUUGCCUCAAAUACAGAUUCCUUUCUCCCUCUCCUUCUCGGUAUUUGCUUCAAACUCUGACCUCCCGCCGGAAAACUUUGAAUCUCAAUCAUCUUCCGGCUAAUUCCUCAGUUUCCGGCGACGCAUCUCAGCCACUACCGUGGCCUUUCGAUUCGAAUUCUCAAAGAGAUCAACAAAAUUUGAAAGACUGAAACUUCGGUGUUGCGAGAGAGAGAUGGCAUGAGCAGUGAAACACUGAACGUGUCUUCCAUAUCAGGGACACGACUCUGUCGACUACAGACUUAUGUCAUGGAUCCCUCGUUGCUUUCCAUUUUCUCUUCCAAUUUUAAAUUUUUUAAAAACAUUUCUGCAUUUUAUCGAUUUUUUAGUUUCUAUAAAUCUUGAAAGAACUCCCAUAUUUUUAUCGAAUUCCUACAUAACGAUGUGUUUGCAUUACCUCUUUUCUUUUAAUGCAUGUUUGCUUCUAAAUUUGCUUCUAAAUGUUGUCUUGUAUUUUGAUAUUUUACACCAAAAAUUCAUGGGGAUGGACAAUGAUCCUUCUUCCACGUGGACCUCCAUGUCUUUUCUCAUUUCCCAAAGAACAUUAGCACCUGCAAGUUCAACCUUCGAAUAAAUGAAGAUUUAAAUAUUGUGCAUACAAACAAAAUCCACAGAAGUAAAGGAUUUUAGUAUUAUUUUUGCAAAUUUAUUUGUGAGACAGUGAGAGUAAGAAAUGAAAAACCCAUAAAACAUUUUAGUAAAGUAAGUAAAUGUGUGGCAGAUGAUCCCAGGAUAACUAUGUGUAUUUUAGAUUUUUUUCCUUUAUUUUUGUUGGAAAAAGUUGGAGCGAGAGAGAAAGCCUGGCUUGUUUUUUUGCAAGUUUUGUGAUCACUUUCAUUGAAUUCCCUUUCGUGAAAAAGAGUUGUGAGAGAAGAAAGGAAACUGUUCAUAGUGGGGUUUUGUGAGAGUUGAGUUGACCCAUUUCCAGCCCAACCGACCAUGGCACUCCCGUGAGAGGGACCAGAGGAAAAUUAAAAGGACACUUUAUCCAGCACACAUCCUUCUUUUCUCUUAUCCUACACCCUCAUCCCCACUGUCUACUCUCCCAAUCUUCCCAAUAUUUUCUUAGGGAUCACUACCCUACCCUACCAGGCUACCUUGCAUUCAGUUUGUGGGUUAUUCAAAACCAACCUCUAACCAUAACCGUUUAUGCCCGCUUUGACACUUCCCGCAGUUCUCUGUGACCCCAUUUGCACCAGAUGUUGUUUACCCCCUUCCUAAUUUCAUUGCCAUGGCCUGAUCUGCUUGGAUUGCGGCUUCUUUCCAUGAAAACACAAUACCCUUUUGAGAUUGUUUGUUGUAAUUCUCAAAUUCAUUCUCAGUUAGAUCUGAGUCUCUGUAAAGAUAUUUAUUGCAGAGAAAGGUAUCUUCUUUUCAAGCAACAGGCGGUAUUCCAUUGAUUAUUGAAUGUGGGAUUAAAUGAAAGCCUAGGCUGUCAAGUAUGUAAAUUUAGCUUAGAUGAAAGAAUCCAUCAAUGUGGUCUAAUUCGGAUAGUGUGGAUGGAUGCUCGUGAACCAGAGCUAGCAGCACUAAAGAAGCCAAGACCACCGUUGGUUCCGGCCGAAAAGAAUAAUGCAGUCACCACUCGCCGUCCUCGAACGAGGGAAAUUAGUUCCAGGUAUAAGUCACCCACUCCAACUCCCUCAACACCUUCUGGUACUCGGCGUUGCCCAUCUCCAAACCUUACAAGAACAUUGCGUCCAUCCGCACAAUUGGUGCCCAAGAGAUCCCAAUCUGUGGAUAGGAAGCGUCCUUCCACACCCACUUCCCCGCCAAGUCCAUCAACGCCGGUCCAGGAUUCUUCUGUAGAUGUGCAAUUAUCAUCCAGAAGAACAGGGAAUGGUCGGACGCCGGAGAGUUUAUGGCCUUCCACUAUGAGAAGUUUGAGUGUCUCCUUCCAGUCUGAUACCAUUUCGAUUCCUGUCAGUAAGAAGGAAAAACCAGUUAGUAGUGCUCUGUCCGACCGCACUCUGAGGUCAUCUUCGAAUGUGGCACAUAGACAGGCCGAAACACCUGCUCCUCGAAAGCUUACACCAGAGAGAAAAAGGAGCCCUCUUAAAGGGAAAAAUGCUGCUGAUCAAUCGGAGAAUUCUAAACCAGUCGAUGGUUUGCAUUCCCGAUUGAUAGAUCACCAUCGAUGGCCAAGUAGAAUAGGUGGGAAAGUAUCUUCCAAUUCCUUAAAUAGAAGUGUGGAUCUUGGUGCUAAGAUUGUCAGGCUUGCUACACCGGUUCCAGGAGUCGGUUUGUCUGCGCUGAGGAGAUUGCCCACGUCUGAUGCUUUGGGUAAUAAAUCUUUACAAAAAUCUUCUAGUGAUGCUGCCGCGUUAUUAUCACUUAAUGAAAGUGGUAGAGCAGGACUUCGAGCAAAUUUAGUUGAUGAUAAUUCCCUGCAUGUAUCUGGACCUCACAAGCUUGUCUUUAGUAGCUUAUCAGACAGGUUAUCAUUAACAACUCCUGCAGUCAGAUCUCAAUCUUUGCCUGCUACUGCAUCGCGACCAUCCUCACCUAGUAAGAGCUCAAUGUUUUCAUCCUCUGUUACAAGAGGCCUUAGUCCUUCUCGAACAAGACCAUCUACUCCUCCUUCUAGAGGAGUUAGUCCAUCUAAGACAAGGUCGUCCAAUAGUUGUAGUCAAUCAAGCAGUUCAACUUCUGUGCUUAGUUUCGUUGCGGAUUUUAAGGGGAAAAAGGGUGCAAUUUACAUUGAAGAUGCUCAUCAUCUGCGCUUACUUUACAAUAGAUAUUUACAAUGGCGAUUUGCUAAUGCCAGGGCUGAGACUGUACUUUAUAUUCAGAAAGUAACUGCAGAGAGAACACUUUUGAAUGUAUGGAACACUACGCUGAGCUUGUGGGAUUCAGUAAUCAGGAAAAGAAUCAUUCUCCAGCAGUUGAACCUUGAGCUUAAGCUGAACUCAGUAUUGAAUGAUCAAAUGGCCUACCUUGACGACUGGGCUGUACUUGAAAGCGAUCAUAUUGCUGCUUUCUCAGGGGCUAUGGAAGAUUUGGAGGCAAGCACACUCCGUCUUCCAGUGACUGGAGGGGCAAGGGCAGAUAUUGAUUCUCUGAAGGUAGCUAUCUGCUCAGCUGUUGAUGUGAUGCAGGCAAUGGCAUCCUCCAUAUGCUCUUUGCUCUCAAGGGUGGAGGGCGUGAACAGUUUGGUUUCGGAACUUGCUGUUGUAGCAGCACAGGAGAAAGUCAUGCUUGACGAGUGUGAAGCGCUAUUGGCUUCAGCAGCAGCUAUGCAGGUAGAGGAAUACAGCCUCAGAACCCAUCUCAUACAAAUGAAACAAGACUUGGGAAGCGUGAGCGUCCAAUUUUGGCAACCAAGACAGCUUCUUGACCCUGACUAGUUUCUAAGGCAAUAAUAACAUCAUAAGUAAGCUUUGUCAAUUCUGAAGGGUUAAAAUACCUGGGCAGAGAGAGAUAAAUGUCUCUCCUCGGUUCUCUCUGUGAAUGUAAAUUGAUUUUUUAGCCUUGGAAUGUCAUCUUGUUCCAUUCCAUUUUCCCCCUUCUUUUCUGAGCAAAGAGCCAUUGGCUCCGUGCUUUCCCACUGUAAUUUUUUUGUAUUACGCAGAUGAAAAGAAAAUGCAAAGGAAGCAAAGGAUUUGAAUUCCAUGUAGAAGCAAAAGUUUCACAGGAAAUGAAAUAGGAAAAUACUCGUAACCAA
Messenger RNA from Prunus persica (peach), 3824 nucleotides. Its product is annotated as AUGMIN subunit 8. Gene Ontology annotation, molecular function: microtubule binding. NCBI's taxonomy places the organism in Eukaryota, Viridiplantae, Streptophyta, Magnoliopsida, Rosales, Rosaceae. Gene Ontology annotation, biological process: spindle assembly; centrosome cycle. The coding region runs from base 1660 to 3507 and encodes 615 amino acids. Gene Ontology annotation, cellular component: nuclear microtubule; cytoplasm; centrosome. The transcript has 8 exons. The record is from RefSeq and is a predicted model, not a curated record.